Messenger RNA from Lachancea thermotolerans CBS 6340, 2622 nucleotides. RefSeq names its product serine/threonine protein kinase ATG1 (gene ATG1). Gene Ontology annotation, cellular component: cytoplasm; autophagosome. The coding region runs from base 1 to 2622 and encodes 873 amino acids. The record is from RefSeq and is a predicted model, not a curated record. The transcript has a single exon. Gene Ontology annotation, biological process: peptidyl-serine phosphorylation; protein autophosphorylation; autophagy. NCBI's taxonomy places the organism in Eukaryota, Fungi, Ascomycota, Saccharomycetes, Saccharomycetales, Saccharomycetaceae. Gene Ontology annotation, molecular function: ATP binding; protein serine/threonine kinase activity.
AUGAGUAGUGGCGGCCAAGAAGAGGCGCCCAAGGCGCCAAUUAUGAUCUCCGACAAAUUCGUCGUGGAGAAAGAGAUCGGCAAAGGUUCGUUCGCGACUGUUUACAAGGGCAGACUGGCGGCGAACCAAGAUCACAAUAAUGAUUUUAUAGCGAUCAAGGCAGUGUCGCGGUCAAAGCUCAAGAACAAGAAACUUCUAGAGAAUUUGGAGAUCGAGAUCGCGAUUCUUAAAAAGAUCAAGCACCCGCAUAUCGUUGGGCUUAUGGACUGUGAGCGGACUGGUUCCGACUUCUUUCUGAUUAUGGAGUACUGCGCCCUCGGGGACUUGACUUUUCUAAUAAAGAAGCGCGGAGGGCUCAUCGAGAAACACCCCCUUGUGCGCACUAUGUUCGAGAAAUACCCUCCACCUAGCGAGUCCCAUAAUGGAUUGAAUCGCGUCGUGGUGGUGAGCUACCUGCAGCAGCUGUCAUCAGCUUUGAUGUUUUUGAGGUCUAAGAAUUUGGUUCACAGGGACAUCAAGCCACAAAACUUGCUUCUUUCUACGCCACUAGUAGGCUACGACGACCGGGAAACAUUUCACAAAAUGGGGUACGUUGGUAUCUACAAUCUACCGAUCUUGAAGAUUGCAGAUUUUGGCUUCGCAAGAUUUUUACCCAAUACUUCGCUGGCGGAGACCUUAUGCGGUUCACCAUUAUACAUGGCGCCUGAAAUCUUGAACUAUCAAAAGUAUAAUGCGAAAGCCGACUUGUGGUCUGUGGGUACCGUACUGUACGAAAUGUGUUGUGGCAGGCCACCAUUCAAAGCAUCAAAUCACUUGGAGCUCUUCAAAAAAAUCAAGAGGGCCAACGACGUCAUAAGUUUCCCAUCGCACUGCAACAUUGAGCCUAAAAUGCGCGAGCUGAUUUGCGGCCUCUUAACUUUUGAUCCAUCUCAAAGAAUGGGGUUUAGCGAGUUUUUCGGCAACGAGAUAGUAAAUGAAGACUUGUCGCGAUAUGAAGAAGAGCACAUCCCAGAUUUAGAGAACAAAUCAAAAGAUGUGGCAGAGAGCAACAUGUUUAUCUCAGAGUACCUAACAAAGCCGACUAAGACAGUAUUCAUGGAACCAUUAAACGAGGUGAGUAAUUCCAGAAUUGAAGAGUCCAAACACAAGCCUCAUGAGGCGCCUGAUACCCGCCUAAAAUCAUACGCAAGCAAUGAAGUCGAGAAGGGCGCGAAAUCAGAUGUCAACAGCCUAGCAGUCUCGCAUGCGCACCCAAGGCAGGAUGCUUCAAUUGAAAGAGAAUAUGUUAUGGUGGAAAAGAAGAGCGUAGAAGUUAAUGCUCUCGCAGACGAGUUUGCCAAUUUGGGAGCUCGCGGAGGCCCCAGCGCGGACAGGACUCAGCCAAGUGCUAAGCUUCAACAGCAAACAGCUGUUCCGCAAUCAGCUGCAAUUCGAAAAACUUCAUCUGGCGGUGGAACGACAGCGAGGAGACCUUCCCUAGUUGAAAGAAGGCUGUCGAUUUCGUCACUAAGUCCCUCAAAUGCCCUCACAAAGGCGCUAGGCAUCGCAUCCACUCGGCUUUUUGGUAGCCAACAAAAUACAAGCUUAUCUGUGUCUCCAAAUUACAAUAACCAACCACUUUUGAGCCGACAGGUGUUCCACGAGCUUACAGAAAAUGUUGUACUUUCCGCCGAUCACCAUACAAAUUCUAUAAAGGAUAAUGAUGGCUUUGAUGUGGACAUUAUAGCAUUCCUAGAGUCCCUCGCAGCCAAGGCGUUCGUUAUCUAUUCUUUUGCUGAGGUGAAGUUCUCUCAAAUCGUGCCUCUGCCCCCUUCAUCUGUAGGCGAUCCGUUUAGUAAGAGGUCUAGCAACGGGAGCUGCGCUAUCGAAGAAGAAGAUGAAGAGCCUGAAACUGAGGGCAAUAAUGAAAGGGUAAGAGGAGGCACUCUUGAAUCAGAAAGCAUUAUGGCAAAAAUGAGAAAAAGGAGCUCUAGCGAUAACGUAGCCUUCGAUGGCGUGAUGAAGGAUCUGCCUCCCUGGGAAGUUCAGCAGCUGUGCACCGAAGCUCUAGUGUUAUACAUGAAAGCACUUUCAAUCCUUGCAAAAGCUAUGCAGACGACAUCUAGCUGGUGGUACCGGUCUCAGGAAAAGAACUGCUCGCUGAAGCUCAAUGUGCUGGUGCAAUGGUCGCGGGACAAAUUCAAUGAGUGUUUGGAAAGGGCUGAAUUCUUGAGACUCAAACUACCGCCUAUGGAUCUGCAUUCUGCCGACGAGUCAACCAUAAAGGCUUCUCAGAUCAAUGACUCAAAAGAUGGGGUCUCGAAAAGAAGCUCUUACAGUGAACUCAGCGAGCCAGUGUUUCUGGAAAAGCUAAUUUAUGAUAGGGCACUUGAAAUAUCGAAGACGGCCGCAAAGUACGAAAUGCAAGGCGAAUAUUUGAAUAAUUGCGAGCUCGCAUAUGCAACUUCUUUGUGGAUGUUAGAGAGCAUUUUGGAUAAGGAUACGGACAGCGACAACAUUGGUGAUUUUGGUUCUUGGGCUACGGAAGCCUUGGACGAAGCAGACAAACAAAUGAUCAAAAAAUACAUCGACAGCAUUGCAAAUAGGCUAAGGAUUUUACGACGGAAAAUGAACCAUUCAUGA